This is a messenger RNA of Caenorhabditis briggsae, 843 nucleotides long. The coding region runs from base 1 to 843 and encodes 280 amino acids. The record is from RefSeq and is a predicted model, not a curated record. The transcript is spliced from 4 exons. NCBI's taxonomy places the organism in Eukaryota, Metazoa, Nematoda, Chromadorea, Rhabditida, Rhabditidae.
AUGAAGGAUCCAGUUUUGAAUUCAAUGCAAAAAGAAGCGGCAACCGGCGAGUCGGGAGCGACGCCACAAGAAAUUUGUCAAGAAAAAGAAGAAGACGAACUUUCGAGAAAAACGAAAAAUGUGAAAAUUGUGGUGGAUGAUGAGGUUUCGAGUGGUGGGAAGUCUACAAGUGUUGAGCAACUAUUUUCUCCGCCAAUUCCAACUCGUAAUCGAUCAGAAUCUACACUUCAACCUCAAGGAAGUCAGAAAUACGAUACGAUUACAUUUGCUCCAGCAGUACAGUUGCCUUCAAACUCUGCAUCUGCUCAAUGCAAUGUUGAAAUACAUUUGGGAGAUGAUCGGUCUCUUCCACCACCUCCUAGCCGAGCUCCACCGGUCCCGUUGAGCUACUCUCCAUGUCUUUCUGCAGUAGUUCAUCCUGACGAACAACUAGAUUUCACAGAAGUGCAAUCAGUUUCCGUCGAAGAUCGCGAAUUAGCAGCGAUGUCAUAUGAAGAGGUUAGAAAAACUGCUGAAGAUAUUGAGUCAUAUAUACAAGGACAAAUUCAAGAGAAGUGGUGUCAUGACAGAGCACAAACUGAAAAAUGGAUUGAAAACAUUGCCGGGAGAGUAGCCAAAACUGAAACGAUCAACACGAUAAAAAUGGAAAUGGGCAGUAGGAAACGUCCAUCUCUUUCGCAAGUAUUCGACCAAAGCAAAUCGUCGUGUCCCUCUAUUGCUCCGUCUGAUCCGGAGCCUCACAAUGAUUACGAAAGAUUGUACUUAUCCAGGGAAAAGUUGCCCACUGAACGUCGAAAUAGUACAGAGUCUGAAAGUGGAGAUAUCGAAGACAUUCGUUUCUGA